Molecule: messenger RNA, 1464 nt
Organism: Acanthamoeba castellanii str. Neff
Lineage: Eukaryota; Discosea; Longamoebia; Acanthamoebidae
Product: GHMP kinase, Nterminal domain containing protein
Exons: 12
Coding region: 1-1464 (487 amino acids)
Biological process (GO): isopentenyl diphosphate biosynthetic process, mevalonate pathway
Cellular component (GO): peroxisome
Molecular function (GO): phosphomevalonate kinase activity; ATP binding
Source: RefSeq, a predicted model, not a curated record
AUGGAGGAGGGCUGUUGUGUGUCGGCGCCGGGGAAGGUGCUGGUGGCGGGCGGGUACCUGGUCACGCUUCGGCCCCACCCGGGCCUCGUCUUCUCCGUCUCGGCUCGGCUCUACGCGGCCGUCGGGCCCGCUGCUGCACCCGCUUCAUCUCCGGCGACCCUCAACGGCGGAGCGGACCAGAACGAGUUCGGGCUGGUGGUCGACUCGCCGCAGUUCCGGAAGACCUUCCGCUUCAGCGCCGCCCUUGCCGCCGCCGACGGCAGCAGCGAGCCCCACCUUCUCCUCCGCAACUCGUCGGGUGAGGCGAACGAGUUCAUCGAGACGACGCUGGUUUCGGCGCUGACGGCCGGCGUGGGUCUGCUGGGCGUCGACAGCUUCCGGGCGCGGAUGGGCGCGGGCGUAGUGGUGACCAUCCUCGGCGACGCCGCCUUUUACUCCGCACCUGAGACGCCCGAGUCAGAGCCCAAGAAGACCGGUCUGGGGAGCUCGGCCGCGUUGGUAUCCUCGCUCGUGGCCGCUCUGCUGUCGUAUCUGGGCCUCCUCGACCUGUCUUCCGCCGCACCAGACGUGUCGCGGCUGCAGCUGGCGCACAACCUGGCGCAGUACUGCCACUACAAGGCGCAGGGCAAGAUCGGGUCGGGCUUCGACGUGUCCUCGGCCGUCUUCGGCAGCCAAAUCUACACGCGGUUCUCGCCCGACGUGCUGCUCGCCGUUCCUGCGCUCCAGCUGGCCGAAGGCGAAGUGGGUCAGGGCGUGAUGGCCUCGCCAACGACCCCGGCCAACAUGGUCGCCAUGCUCAACUCCCCGCUCUGGGACUCCAAGGCGGAGAGCCUGCAGCUGCCCCACGGGAUGCACCUCCUGCUGGGGGACAUCUCGGUGGGCGCCAAGACGCCGGGCAUGGUCGCCGCCGUCGACCGGUGGCGCCACGCGCUCAAGGACCAGGGCAAGCUCGAUGACUCGGCGUGGACUCGGCUGGCUGGCCUGAACGCGCAGAUGAUCGGCCACUUCCGGCGGCUCAACGCCCUGGCCGACGAGCGACGGGCGGCCUACGAGUCCACCCUCGAGCGCCUGGCCGCUCUCCCCGCCGACCAGGGCGACGGUGCGGAUGAAGUGGUCGUCACGCAGCUGCUGGCCCUCCGCGCGGCCCUGGUCGAGGUGCGCAGGAACCUGAAGCUGAUGGGCGACCUCUCCGGCGCCGCGAUCGAGCCCGACGUGCAGACACAGGUGUGCGACGCCACCAUGGCCUUGCCCGGCGUCCUCCUCGCCGGCGUACCCGGAGCUGGAGGCAUGGACGCCCUGUUCGCCGUGGCCCUGGGCGCGACCGCACAAGCUGCCGAGUUGUGGGCGAGUCGUGGUAUCUCACCGCUGCUGCUGGAGGAGGACCACAAGGGUCUCUGCGCCCACUCCAUGGCCUACUUUGCCGACCUCCGGCGCCGUAGCGUGCCGAACUCGGCCUCCUCGUGA